Messenger RNA from Saccoglossus kowalevskii, 4506 nucleotides. Its product is annotated as MAM and LDL-receptor class A domain-containing protein 2-like. Gene Ontology annotation, molecular function: protein binding. The record is from RefSeq and is a predicted model, not a curated record. Gene Ontology annotation, cellular component: membrane. Lineage: Eukaryota; Metazoa; Hemichordata; Enteropneusta; Harrimaniidae.
AUGAAGUCGUGUUUGAUGCCAAUAUUUCUCUUUUAUGUCCUCCAGUCGGGCAUUCAUGGUCAAGAUUGCACGUUUGAAAAUAAUUUAUGUGGAUGGACUAAUGCCAAUAAUGAUGACAUUGACUGGAUUCGGCAAAAAAGUAACACUGGGACGAAACAUACUGGGCCAAAUGGAGAUCACACGAUCGGAGUUAAUGGACACUUCGUGUAUAUUGAGAAUACAUUUGUUGGUGAUCUAGGCGACAAAGCUCGAUUGAUUAGUCCCGGUAUUAGUUUCACUGACGAUAAUCGACAAUGUCUAACAUUCUGGUACCACAUGUAUGGCGCACACAUACAAACAUUGAAUGUUUACCUGGCUGAUCGUGAAGGACUAGGUGCUGCCAUAUGGCGCAGACGCGGUUUGCAGGGAAACGAUUGGAAUAAAGCACAGAUUACAUUAGGUGCGUCUGGUAUUGGUGCAAAGAAUGUCGUAUUUGAGGCAGUUCAUGGCAUUAUACAGGGAGACAUAUCAUUGGAUGAUAUCACCCUUGUAGAUGGAGACUGUAUUCCAGAUUAUUGUGACUUUGAAGACGGCACUGCAUUGUGUGGAGGAAUACAGGAUCGGACGGAUACAUUCGACUUCUUACUUUCAACUGGCACUUUAGGUUCUGCCUCCGAUCAUACACUUGGAACUUCAUUCGGGCAUUUGCUAAUGAUAUCAACAGCAACCGAUAACAGAUAUGGAACAGCUCGUUUCAUCACAUCUACAUUCUUCGCUAAUUCCACAAAAUGUCUGCAGUUUUAUCACACUAAAAGUGGGGACCAGAAUAUUGGUGCGUUAAGGGUAUAUGCUCAGAUUGGUAGUAACCGUGGUCCCGUACUCUGGUCUAAGAGUGUAAGCUUUGAAUACGGAUGGUACGAAGAGCGAGUGACAAUUGAGACUGUGGAAGAUUUCCAAAUUGUAUUUGAAGUAGCUCGCAAUAAUGGUAACUCUGGAUACCUUGGAAUUGACGAUGUCUUCGUUUUUGACGGAGUUUGCUCCUCUGUAGGUGAUUUGCCAGGUUCUUGUGAUUUUGAAAAAGGACUUUGUUCCUGGAAAAACACAUUUGGAGAUUCGAUGGACUGGGUUGAAAACAAAGGUAGAACUGGCACUGGAGGCACGGGUCCAUCUACCGACCAUACUCUUGGAACUGAAUAUGGCACGUAUUUGUAUUUUGAAGCUUCAAACAUUGUAACAGGUACAACCGGUGCUGUAUACAGUGAACCAUAUGAAGCCAACGUUGGUGAGAGUCGCUGCAUGACGUUUUGGUAUCACAUGUACGGGAAGAGUGUUGGGAAAUUGACAAUACAACAACUGCUGGCAAAUGGAGACGUAAUCGAUCUAUGGACCAUGAGUGGUAAUCAAGGUACAUUGUGGAUUCCUGCACGAGUUGGAUACUCUCAGACACAAGAUUAUAUGUUGAGUUUUAAUGCAACACGUGGCGAUGGUGGUCCAUCCGGUGACAUAUGUAUUGACGAUAUAGCAAUAACUACUGGAUACUGUUCAUCUUCCUAUAGUAUAUUCGAUUGUGAUUUCGAGGGUGAUUUUUGUGGAUGGAAUCAGACAACGGAUGAUGAAUUGGAAUGGAUCAGAAAUCAAGGUGACACAGGAUCUCCCCAUACUGGUCCUUACGAAGACCACACUAAGGGAGCGUAUGGAUGGUACCUUUACAUCGACAAUAUUGCUCAGCAAACUUUCGGAGACGCUGCACGACUACGAAGUCCAUCUGUUACGUUUGAAGAAAAUCAACCAAAAUGUCUUACAUUCUGGUAUCACGUGUACGGAGCCCAUGUUGGUUCAUUGAGUGUUUAUUUAGAAGCAACACAAGGACUUAAUCCAAUAUGGACAAGACGAACAACUCUGGGUGACCGAUGGAACCAAGCCAAAGUAAAUCUGUUACUUACAUCUGACGACACACGUAGCGUUGUCUUAGAAGCGACACAGGGGUAUAGAAUCCAUGGUGACAUUGCUAUUGAUGAUAUUAGCUUAGAAAGUGGAUUUUGCAAGCGAGAUUAUUUUGGUUGCGAUUUUGAGGAUAAUACACUGUGUGGUGGUUCAUUUGAAAGUACAGGGAAAUUCAACUGGACUUUGACAGCGGCCGAUGAUACUACUGGACCAUCCUACGACUACACGUAUAUGACUAUGUCAGGUCACUACCUACUAUUAAAAACAUCCCUUGCUAACCAGGGACAGUUAGCUAUAUAUUAUACAGCUACCACAUCGACCACAUCCAACAGAUGUCUACAGUUCUACUAUGCCGGCAGUAACGAUGACUCGGCUUUGUUGAGCGUUCUAACUAAGGUCAAUGGACAUACAAGUCACCCGAUAUGGACACGCUACCUUCAGAUUGGCGAUGGGUGGCAAACUGGUCAAGUGUCUAUUAAACAACAGAGGAAUUUUAAGAUAAUAUUUAUAGUACAUAUGCUUGGGAAUGCAGCCAGUGAUGCUUAUGUUGCAUUGGACGAUAUACAACUAUUGGAUACUGACUGUCCGAGUCCAGCUAAUUGCAUUUUUGAAUUUGGUAAAUGUACCUGGAGAAAUAGCAUUGUUGGAGACCAGUUAGAUUGGACACUGCAUAAAGGUGGCACCGGAACUGGCGGCACUGGGCCACAGAAUGACCAUACCGUGGGUACGGGUGAAGGAACUUAUUUGUAUUUAGAAGGUUCUAACACAAAUGAAGGAACUUACGGUGCAUUCUAUAGUGAACCGCUACCUGGAGCCUCGAAUUACAGAUGUUUUGAGUUUUGGUAUCACAUGACCGGAAAACACAUUGGUACAUUUCAAGUAGCCAUAUUGAGCAAAGGCGAUCUAUCACCAUCUACUAUAUGGACUUUGAGUGGUGACCAAGGAGACAGUUGGUUAUAUGGCAGAAUACCAUUCAAACAACUAGACGAAUCACAGUUGGUAUUAAUUGGCAUACGUGGUACAGGAUCUAACAGUGAUACAGCUGUUGACGAUUUGGUUAUCAGCGAUGGUUUAUGUACAGGCUUACCACCUGAAGCUGCUGUAAAUCCUCCAACGUCAGCCCCGACACCACCAACUUCAAACCCAUGCGGUUCCGGUAGAAUUAACUGCACUGACGGUACAUGUAUAGAUAUAACGCAGUAUUGUGAUUUUACACCACAAUGUCCGGACUCUUCAGACGAAGAACUAUGUCCUAAAUCAUGUAACUUUGAAGCUGACGAAUGUGGUUGGUAUGAAGGGACGCCGAAAGAUAAUUUCAACUGGCACAGAGCACGUGCGUAUGAUACGCGACAUACACCUGACCUGGCGCCUCAAUAUGAUCACACAAAUAAUGGCGCCCACGGCUACUUCACGUACAUAGCACCAGUUGGAACGAAUUCGUACGAUACAGCUGAAUACAUGAGUCCACAAUUUGCAUCUGCUGCUCCUGGAUGUACACUUGAUUUUUGGCUGUACAUGAAUGAUUUAGUUUGUGAUCUUGUAGAUAAUUGUGAUGAUAACUCAGAUGAAAUGAACUGUGAUGAUUAUAUACAAUGUGAUUUUGAGAAUGAUUUAUGUGCUUGGACGCAGGCCUCGAUUACAGAUAACAUGAACUGGUUGCGCAUAUCUGGACCAACGCCAUACAAUUACUACUCUGGUCCUCCCUAUGAUCACACAUACUCCAAUACUACAGGUUAUUUUCUCUAUGUUGAUAGUUCAGAUAAAGUUGAAGGUUCAGCGGCCCGAAUAGCCACUCCAUUCUUUCCAGCCAGUAAAGACGUAUGUACGAUUAGAUUCUGGUUUCACAUGUACACUGAUGUACCAAAUACCAUGGGACAUCUACGGGUUUACACCGAAUCCAACUUAACAAACGAUCAGGUACUACUUAUGUGGGAAAACUGGCAGAAUAUGGGAAAACAUUGGAAUUAUGCAAAAGUAGUCCUGGGAAAUCCACAUAGCUUCCGUGUUGUAUUUGAAGCAAUCACAGGCGGAAAGGGACUGUCAGAUAUUGCAAUCGAUGAUAUUACAUUUACUCAAUUAUGCCGCACUCCAGGUGACAGCUCAGUUCCAGCAGGAUUGUGUACACGUAAACAAAUAUUUUGUCCCGGAGAUAAGAUAUGUAUCGAUGAGACUUGGUUGAAUGAUGGGAAUAUCGAUUGCCCAACUGAUUGCUAUGAUGAAGAACAGUUCAGAUUUAACUGCGAAGCCGCUGUUCCACUACCAACCCCUGAAGAGAACAAAUCAAAUGCUGGUGCCAUUGCUGGUGGCGUUGUCGGUGCUGUGGUGUGUGCUGUUUUUGUAAUCGUCCUUAUUAUAGUGGGCAUCACAUGCUAUAGAAAGAAGGGAAGCUUCAGGUUAAACAUUAACUUUCGUCAGAGCUCAGCCAACACACCAAAGGUCCGUAUGAGUGAUAUUGACAAUAUAUAUAACGAAUCGCCAAUUUCUGGUGGUAAGGAAUUUUCUCUUGAUAAUCCUGGAUAUGAAGAUUCUUUGUAUACUAGCGACCCGACAUGCGUCCAUAGAACAUCGUCUUCUAUUGCGUAA